AUGAAUCUCAAAAGGCUAACUUUAGAGUGGGGCUUAAAUGAUUCCACAGAGCCUUAUAAGGAGAAGAUGGCUCAAGUGUUGGAAGCCCUUGAACCUCCCCCAGGUUUAGAACUUUUGAGAAUUGAUGAUUUUAGAGGUAUGCUUUUCCCUCGUUGGUUUAGUAAUAAUGAUGCAAUAUUUCAAAAUUUGGACAGCAUUGAAUUCUUUGAUUGCAAAAACUGUUCAGAACUGCCUACAGGCAUGGGGAAACUUACAUCUCUGACAUAUCAUGGAAUGUAUAGAAUGGAUUGUCUACGGUAUGUAGAUAAUGAAUCUAAAUCCUUUGGUACUGGAGAGCUAGAGGGAGCUGGUUACUUGCAAUUGCAAAAGUUGCGCAUUUCUUGUUUACCAAGCUUAGAAAGGUUGUCGAGAUCAAGAAUGGAAAGAAGGGACAUUUUUCCACGCUUGUCUUCUUUGAACAUUGAAGGAUGCCCUAAAUUGACCUCCUUACAUUGUCUUCAGUCAAUCCGGGAGUUAAGUACAAAAGGAUGCAGUGAGACAGUGAUAGAAUCAGUUUCAAAUCUCCAUACUCUAACAUCACUUGAAAUAUGGAAUAAUGAUGAUUUGGCUUCCUUUCCCGAUGGGUUCCUACAUAAUCUCACCGCCGUCAAAUCACUUAAGAUUUCAGGAUUCACAAAGCUUCAAUAUUUGCAAUCUGACAUGCUUGUUGGCCGAACCGCUUUGGAAAAAUUAUCUAUCUCUUCUUGCUAUACGCUUGAGUGCUUUUCUACGGGAAUAUUUCAAGGCUUAAUUAGCCUUAAAGAGAUACGCAUUGAGAACUGUAGAAAGUUGAAAAGUUUGUCAGAUAGUUUUGGAGACCUUUCUGCCCUUAAAUCAAUGGAAAUGAGACUUUGUGAAGAGUUGGAGACUUUCCCAAAUGGUCUUAACAAUCUUUCUUCCCUCCAACAUCUGAUCCUGAAAGGUUCUUGGAUGGCAGCUUUGCCUGAGAACUUACAGCAUCUCCCUGCUCUCAAACAUAUGCUAAUUUCUGGGUUUCCAUAUCUUGAAAAGUUGCCCGACUGGCUUGGAGACUCGACAUCUCUUUCUUCGUUAUAUAUUAUGUUUUGUCCCAACUUGGAAUAUCUACCCACAAUUUGCUAUUAUGACAGUACGGUUAAAGAUGUAUUUAUUGCUGUACUUGAGAAUCUCAACUCCUUGAUCCAAAAAGAGUUUGGAUUGCUUUUGUGUGUCAACAGGGAGAUGAAGAAUCUCUCAAGCAUCAUCUCAGCAAUCUUUGUUGCGCCUGAAGAGGCAGAGGAGAGGCAAUGA
Ziziphus jujuba (common jujube) is the source of this 1308-nucleotide messenger RNA. RefSeq names its product putative disease resistance protein RGA4. NCBI's taxonomy places the organism in Eukaryota, Viridiplantae, Streptophyta, Magnoliopsida, Rosales, Rhamnaceae. The record is from RefSeq and is a predicted model, not a curated record. Bases 1 to 1308 code for a protein of 435 amino acids. The transcript has 2 exons.